This is a messenger RNA of Centruroides sculpturatus (bark scorpion), 561 nucleotides long. Its product is annotated as trimeric intracellular cation channel type 1B.1-like. Gene Ontology annotation, cellular component: membrane. Gene Ontology annotation, molecular function: identical protein binding; potassium channel activity. The record is from RefSeq and is a predicted model, not a curated record. Gene Ontology annotation, biological process: potassium ion transmembrane transport. The transcript has 4 exons. Lineage: Eukaryota; Metazoa; Arthropoda; Arachnida; Scorpiones; Buthidae. The coding region runs from base 1 to 561 and encodes 186 amino acids.
AUGAAACUCGACCCGGAAGCUUUCCUUGACCUUGCGAAUCAAGUGACCAAACUUAAUAUGUUUCCAUAUUUUGAUAUGGCCCACUGUAUCAUCACGUGUCUUUACCUCAGGGAUGAUUUAGCUGCUGGGACUCAUGUAUUUUCAAGGAAACAUCCAUUAAGUUGUUGGGCAUCAUGUAUGUUAUCCAUUUUUGGAGGUGUUAUAUUAUCAAACUUCCUAUUAGGUGAACCUGUUCUUGCACCUUUCAAAAGUACUAACUAUUUGCUAUUAGCAACACUUGCUUGGUAUAUAACAUUUUAUACUCCAUUUGAUUGUGGAUACAAAUUAUGCAAAUUUUUACCGGUCAAGCUUAUACUAUCCAUCAUGAAAGAAGUUGUCAGAGUUCGUAAGGUACAUGAUGGUGUUGUUCAUGCUGCAAAAGUUUACCCCAAUGGAUAUUUGAUUAUGAUCAUCAUUGGCACCACAAAAGGAAAUGGUGGAGCAUUCUUAAAAAUUCUGGAAAGAUUAUUCAGAGGGGUAUGGACACCAUCUGCCAUGGAAUUGAUGCAAAUAAGUUUGUAA